This is a messenger RNA of Penaeus indicus, 3580 nucleotides long. RefSeq lists its product as uncharacterized. The record is from RefSeq and is a predicted model, not a curated record. The coding region runs from base 164 to 1744 and encodes 526 amino acids. Lineage: Eukaryota; Metazoa; Arthropoda; Malacostraca; Decapoda; Penaeidae. The transcript has 13 exons.
GGGGCAUAAACCAUAACGGAAAAACAAUAAUUUAUCUUCUAUAUAUAUUUCUUUUCUCUCUGAAGAAGAACGCAGGUUUCCUAUUGAGAGGACUGUGAAAGAAAAAGUGAGACACUUUAAGGCAGAUUCAGCGCAUAGGCCUACCUUGCAUCCCACGGGGGACAUGAUCCUGGCGGUAUUCAGAGAUGGCCCUGCGAUCCUCGGCCUGCUCGCCUGGUGUCUUUUGUGCACAGUGUCCCUGCUCCCGAUAUCAGUGGCAAAGCAAGAUGGCGAAGUAGCGGGAGUGGUCCUUCGUGAAGUCAGCAGAAAGCACAGAGCUUUUACCGUCUUUGCUUAUACACAGGACAACUGUACCUCUUACAAUGGAACCACGCGCGAGAACGCUUACAUCAGGGCCUGUGAAGGCCACUCUCUUCCCUCUGAAUCCAUUUUCCUUUGUAAGGAAUCGAAAUAUUGUCCGCGUGUCACGGACAAGUCCGAUGCCUGUUUCAGCGUGACGGUCGGAAACGAAAGCGCAGUCAUCAAAUUUCCUGCAACUGAGGAGGUCGCCUUGGCACCUAAGGAUGUCUAUGUUUUCAAUAAUUGGACACAGAAAGGCAACACAUCCGAAUUGGUCGUUAAGCGGAAUAAAGACAUGGAUUACAAACUCGAACUCAUCCCAGUUCAAAGUCAGCAAGAACGUCAAGAAAUCGACACUGUUUUGUACCAGAACAGCUCACUGAUCUUCCAGGUACAAUGGGACAACCUCGAGUACAAGAGUUACUACGUGUCUAUUCUUGUGGUCAACUACUGUAAUGCUCGAGUGAGGGAAUUUGACGGCCCGAGGCUUCACUACGUGCCAGAAGCGGCGCAGGUUGGAGGCAGCAGGCCCGGCGAGGAGUCUCCGGCGCGCCCUUGGCUGAAGCCUCUGGUGGCGGCGGCGGCGCUGGCGGCGGCGGCGGCGCUCGUGGUCCGCAGAUGCACGGGCCGCCCCAGGUGCACGGCUGCCUCGGGCUCGCCCCCGCGCACGCGCCUGCCGCGGACGCCGCCGGUCGCCGCCGCGCCGACUAAGGCCGUUCUGCUUGUGUACGCAAACGACGUGAUUCCGCAAGCAAAGAAGCUUCUCGAAGAACUCAGAGAGAAAACGACUUGUGAGAUUCUUGAUCUGCAUGAUGUCUACGAUUUCGACAAACUGCAUGACUCGGUGGCGUGGCUGGUGCGUGGCCUUCGCAACCCGGCCGUUCUGAAGAUCCUGGUGGUUUCCGAAGAAGGCGAGAGACUGCAGAAUCUCCACAGGUCUUCCGGGAGGAGUCUUGUGCAGGAUGGGGACCAGGUGCCACAGGGUAGCUCCUCCGGCGCCGAAGGAGGGAGAGGGCUGUAUGGCAGUUCAAGUUCCCUUCGUCAGGAUCUUGAGGAAGUCGUCUCUCCUCUCGCACUUCCAGAGUCGCGGAAUGAAGAUUCUGAGACUUGUCCACAUCCUCGAGAGAAAGGCUGUAUUCUGCCAGGCAGUUCGACGGAGAACGAGAGUGAGUCUGGGGGAGAAAGACCACUCGGCGAGGAAGGCAAGGAAAUGGCUUUGGGAUUCCUGUACGACUACAUGAUCCAUAUACAGGAAUCCUCAUGUUUGUUCAAAGACAACCUUGUCUACAAAGCCCAGUUUGCGGACGGGCCCCUGGAUCGGGUGACAGAGAGCCGCCUCUUCCUCCUCCCGCGCCAAAGCCACUUCCUCGUGCAGGCAAUCAACGCGUUUGUGGCCGGAGAGUGAGUGCGGGAAGACCCAAAGGCCUUGGUAGUGUGUUGAAGCUUUCAGUCCACUAAAGAAGACGGGAGCGGGAGCGUCGGCACCCUCGCUUUUGUCGACUGAGGAUUUACUCUGUGUGCGUGUGUGUGUGUGUGUGUGUGUGUGUGUGUGUGUGUGUGUGUGUGUGUGUGUGUGUGUGUGUGUGUGUGUGUGUGUGUGUGUGUGUGUGCGUGCGCGCGCGCGCGAGCACCUGUUUUGGUGUCAGCACAGUAACACAGAGAAUAUACAAUAUGUAUAUACACUGUUAAAUGUUCCAUUCGUCAAUAUGAUGAGAAAAGUUACAGCGCCUGACACUUGAAGUUGUAUAGAUGCUUACUGAUCAAAUAUGGACGAACCUUUUUGGCAGGUGGGAGUAGAGGAAAGGGCUUUGAAAUGAAUAUGUCAAAUAUGAUAUUGUCUAUUUAUUUGUAUUUUGGAUAUUCAUGAUUGUAACCUGCUACUAAUGAUCCUUUGGGUGAUAAAACUAACAACACGUAUCUCUCAAGAAUGGACUGUAGCAAGAGCUGUUGACAAAUUCUACUGGCAACAGAUUUGAGAAUUUUGUUAGCAAGCGCGACUGUAGCCUUCAUUUCCAAUGGCCUGAAGUUGUCUGAAAGCGGGUUAGAUUUGACUGAUCCGCUUUAGGACGCAUGACUGGACGCGCCUUUCCACUUUUGGCUCCGCCCUAUUACAUAAGUUUAGUUUGCUUUUUAUUUUAUUGAUUUUUCUGCACCAUUACACACUGCUUUGAGUUUUCUUCAUACUGUAAAUUCACAGCUGAUAUAAAAUGCAAGCACAUUCUAUCUUUAAAAUGUAAUUAUAGCUGUUAUAGUAAGCAACCCCAAAUCAGUAGUUCUGUCGGACUAUUAAAUUUGAAGAUAUCAUUAUUAUUGUUCUAUACGAAUUAUAUAUACGUUAUGGUAUGACUUUACUGUUCUGUUAUUAUAUUUCACGAGCAUUACAACUAUUUUCAUGCUUGUUCAUUCAUUUUCAUCACAGAUCAGUUAUUAUAAGAAGCCACGCCCAAAGCAUAGCCCCGCCCCUUGAUUCCUGUCAUAAAAAAGUGUCAUGACGGCUUUUAAAGAGACCUCUGCCUUCUAAUUGAAAAGAGAUUAUGAAUUCAUUUGGCUUGGGUGUUGUGGGUGACACAACCUAGCCAAAAUAUCUAUAAGACAUUGAAUUGGAUUAAUUUAAGUAGGACAAGGUAUUUUCUUUUGAUUAUUCUGAGAGAAUUAAGUUGAGCUAAUGGAGGUCCUAAAAGUGAUGGUUCCUGUAGGUUGCCGGGCCAUAGCCGAAAGCCCGGGCGAAGCUAGAACUUCGCAAAUCGCACUGCUCCUCUAGGUUUCCCCGAGGAUGGUUCUGGCGUGAUCUUCCCAUAACCUGAGAGAUUACAGUUGGAACAAGUUACAAAUGCCGUGUUCUUAAGGCCCGGACGUCUUGGGAAAACAGAAGAAUUUAAGUACCCUCUAAACCGACUGUCUGCGCUGAUAAGAACUAGCCACGCUUUGGGGUAUCGGGAAAAGGGUAUCACGAGAUUCGCCUGUUUGAAGAUAUGCCACAGAAGAUUAGGGCGAAAUGAUAACAUCGCUAAAAACAGGGAGCUGAUUUACUACUAUAUUUGCGCCGCUUCUGAUACUUCUGCAAUGCAAUGCGCCUUGCUUUCUCUAUUCGUAGGCGACAUCACGUUCUGUUGGUUGAAUAUGCAUUUGCAAGCACUAACUAUUAAAUGCACGCACAAUAUAACAAUCCUGUAGUUAUACUGUAUCAGUCCCCCUCUUUUUCAAAAACCUUAGGAGAGAAAAAAUCACAAAUCACCUGAAU